Talaromyces stipitatus ATCC 10500 is the source of this 1158-nucleotide messenger RNA. RefSeq names its product (S)-2-hydroxy-acid oxidase, putative. The record is from RefSeq and is a predicted model, not a curated record. The coding region runs from base 1 to 1158 and encodes 385 amino acids. The transcript has 4 exons. Gene Ontology annotation, molecular function: FMN binding; oxidoreductase activity. Lineage: Eukaryota; Fungi; Ascomycota; Eurotiomycetes; Eurotiales; Trichocomaceae.
AUGGUCCAGAUUGUGAAAGCGCAUCCAUCCUUGGAGACAUUGAAAAGUCUAGAUGAAAUAGAGCAGCUAGCAACCAGAACACUGGAUAAAGAAUCAUGGGCGUUCAAUUUUGCCGCGUCAGGAGACCUCAUCACCAAAUGCCUAAAUACAGAAGCUUUCAAUUCGAUUCUGUUGCGUCCUCGCAUCUUUAUUGACGUCAGCAGAUGUGACUUAUCAACAACGAUAAUGGGACAGCCAUCAGGGCUCCCAAUUUUUAUUUCUCCAAUGGCAAUGGCUCGACGAUUCCACCCUAGUGGAGAGGCUGGUGUUACCCAAGCAUGUUGUAAAUUUGGUGUUAUGCAUAUAAUCUCAAACAAUGCUUCCAUGACCCCGGAGGAGAUUGUGGAAAAUGCAGCACCAGAUCACGCGCAUGGAUUUCAGCUUUAUGUGCAAAUGGACCGGAGAGAAAGCGAAGCAGUGCUGGCACGAAUCAAUAAGCUGAAAGUGAUCAAGUGCCUUGUUUUGACUCUCGAUGAGCCUGUUCCAGGAAAACAUGAGCUUAAAGGACAGCAUGGUGGAAAAGCAGAAAUCCAGGAUAGAUUCGAACCGUCACCACAGCUCACACCUGCUGUGCCAUCAAUUUCUGGGCCAGCAUACAACCUCACAUGGAAAGAUACACUUAGCUGGAUUACGCAACAUACAGAGCUACCUAUUGUUCUAAAAGGAAUCCAAACACAUGAAGAUGCUUAUAUUGCUUCUCAAUUUCCUCAAGUGAAAAGUAUUAUAUUGUCGAACCAUGCUGGGCGGGUACUUGAUACUGCUCCUCCCGCAGUGCAUACAUUGCUUGAAAUUCGCAAAUAUUGCCCGGAAGUCUUCGACAUAGUGGAAGUAUUAGUUGAUGGAGGUAUUCGAAGGGGCACAGAUGUGGUAAAAGCAUUGUGUUUGGGCGCCAAAGGUGUUGGUAUUGGUCGAUCGGUAUUCUGGGGUCUUGGGGCUGGAGGGGUUCGUGGAGUUGAGAGGACAAUUGAAAUUUUGGCGGAUGAGAUAAAAACUUGUAUGCAGUUGUUGGGUGUGAGAAGAGUGGCAGACCUGGGUCUUCAGCAUGUCAAUACAUCAAUAAUAGAGCAACAAAUCUACAAGAGCCCAUCAGGUCUUGAGGGUGUAAAAGUAUUAGUAUAA